Rattus norvegicus (Norway rat) is the source of this 1530-nucleotide messenger RNA. It is a transcript of the gene Nop53, whose product is annotated as NOP53 ribosome biogenesis factor. Gene Ontology annotation, biological process: regulation of cell cycle; protein localization to nucleolus; negative regulation of protein-containing complex assembly. Gene Ontology annotation, cellular component: cytosol; nucleolus; nucleoplasm. The coding region runs from base 32 to 1480 and encodes 482 amino acids. Lineage: Eukaryota; Metazoa; Chordata; Mammalia; Rodentia; Muridae. The record is from RefSeq and is marked validated. The transcript has 13 exons. Gene Ontology annotation, molecular function: identical protein binding; p53 binding; 5S rRNA binding.
GUUUGAGCGACUACGCUCUUCCUUUAAGAAGAUGGCUGCGGGUAGUAACAGAGGCGGUGAUAAGCGCGGCUCGAAAAGCCAGGCGGACUCUAACUUUCUGGGGCUGCGGCCCACCUCGGUGGAUCCCGCUCUGAGGCGGCGGCGGCGGGGCCCCAGAAACAAGAAGCGCGGCUGGAGGAGGCUCGCUGAGGAGCCGCUGGGGCUAGAGGUAGACCAGUUCCUGGAAGAUGUACGGCUACAAGAGCGCACGACCGGUGGCUUGUUGGCAGAGGCCCCAAAUGAACAGCUCUUCUUCGUGGACACUGGACUCAAGAAAAAAGAACCACGCAAGAAGAGGACCUGGGUCCAGAAGAAGUCAAAGCAUCUCCAGAAACCCCUACGGGUUGACCUUGCCCUUGAGAAUCAUUCUAAGAUCCCUGCUCCCAAAGACAUCCUUGCACACCAGGUCCCCAAUGCCAAAAAGCUCAGGCGAAAGGAGGAGCUAUGGGAGAAACUGGCAAAGCAGGGAGAGCUGCCCAGGGAUGUGCGCAAGGCACAGGCCCGGCUUCUUAACCCUCCUGCACCAAAGGCCAAACCUGGGCCCCAGGAUAUCAUUGAGCGGCCCUUCUAUGACCUCUGGAACCCAAACAAUCCUCUGGAUAAGCCUUUGAUCGGUCAGGAUGCAUUUUUUCUGGAGCAGACCAAGAAGAAAGGUGUGAGGCGGCCACCACGACUCCACAUCAAGCCUUCCCAGGUGCCUGCGGUGGAAGUGAUUCCUGCGGGAGCCUCCUACAACCCAACCUUUGAAGAUCACCAGGCCUUGCUUCUAGAGGCCCAUGAGGUGGAGCUGCAGCGUGAGAAAGAGGCAGAAAAGCUGGAGCGACAGCUGGCCCUGCCCACUGCAGAGCAAGCUGCUACCCAGGAGUCCGUGUUUCGGGAGAUGUGUGAGGGCCUGCUCGAAGAGUCUGAGGAUGAGGAUGGGCCAGGCUGUGCUGAGCAGCCAGAGGCUGACGAUGGGGCCACUGAGACCUCACCCACUGGUGCUGCUGGUCCUGAGAAGAGGAUGGAGAAGAAGACAGAGCAGCAGCGGCGGCGGGAGAAGGCUGCUCGCAAGCUGCGGGUGCAGCAGGCUGCACUGAGGGCAGCCCGGCUUCAGCACCAAGAACUCUUCAGGCUACGUGGGAUCAAGGCCCAGGUGGCCCGGAGGCUGGCAGAGCUGGCACGCCGGAAGGAGCAGCGGCGCAUACGGCGACUGGCAGAGGCUGACAAACCCCGAAGGCUGGGACGGCUCAAGUACCAGGCCCCUGACAUUGAUGUGCAGCUCAGCUCUGAGCUAUCUGACUCACUCAGGAAACUGAAGCCAGAAGGUAACAUUCUCCGAGACAGGUUCAAAAGCUUCCAGAAGAGAAAUAUGAUUGAGCCCCGGGAACGAGCCAAGUUCAAGCGCAAAUACAAAGUGAAGCUGGUGGAGAAGCGGGCUUUCCGCGAGAUUCAGUUGUAGCUGUGCAGAUGUUGGAGCCUCUGCCCCUCAAUAAAGUGCUGUGACCAACC